Porites lobata is the source of this 1912-nucleotide messenger RNA. The record is from the annotation of a GenBank genome assembly. NCBI's taxonomy places the organism in Eukaryota, Metazoa, Cnidaria, Anthozoa, Scleractinia, Poritidae.
AUGGUUCAGUAUUUCACUGUUUUCCUGAUUCUCUCCUUUUUCGGCGGCUCACUGGGAACAAUCACCUCACCUCAGCAACAAAACGCCUUAAAGUUAAAAGACUUAUGCCAGCCGUAAGAAAUGCAUAAAGAUAUAAAAAGGCCUAGGAGUACUGCACCGUAGAUUAGGUACACCCAGAAACCAUUUUAUUGCUCUCACGUCGUUAUGAACAUUUACUAAAAAGUACCCGUUAAAAGUGUAUGGCAGUUUAUUCAAAAGCCCCUUGCUUCAGCAUGAUCUUUCCUCGAAAACCUGAAGCCUGUCCAUUGUUAACUGUUAAUUUUCUCUGAUUACAUCUAAGUCUAUUCGAGGCGAGAGAACGCUUUUAAUAGGAUUAUUAAAAGAGGUGAAUUUGGUGCCUCGAAAACAAAGGGAGACGGCCGGCGGGUACAGACUUUGUUCAUUUUGGUGUGGAAUCAUUGUUUGCGAGGGAGCUAUGGGCGUGUAUGAACGGAAUUAUCCGUUCAUUUCCAAAAGAGAAUUAAUCUAAGGGAAAAUGACAUGCAUAAUUUCUUAGAGACAAGUUCCUAAAACUGGUAUGGAUUUUAGCGCCAAAUCUGAAAACGGGUGUACAAAAUAACUUUUUUCGUAUGAAAUAGAGUCAGGAUUUGGGGAACCAGGCGGCGCAUCCCCACCAAGAGUUCCCAGGAGUACCCCCCAAAUCGAGUUAUCUAAGAUCCCGUGUCGUCUUCGUCUCUGCUAAUAAGUCAUCUUUACUUUCAGCGAUCUAUGCUGGAUUUCCCUGGUAUUCCAGGAUCAAAUGGUGUACCGGGAGUGCCGGGCGUCCCGGGGCCACACGGACCCCAGGGAAGGGAAGGUGUAAAAGGACAAAUUGGUGAUAAAGGAUCACAAGGAAUGCCGGGUCCAAGAGGAGACAGAGGGCGCGAAGGACCCCCUGGGAGGAGUGGACCCCGAGGAAUUAAGGGAAUGAAAGGUCAACGGGGACUUCUGGGAAUGAAAGGAGAGCAAGGCAUUGCGGGAAUGAAAGGAAAACAAGGAGCAGUGGGAUUGAAAGGAGAGCGAGGCAUUGCGGGAAUGAAAGGAAGAAAAGGAGACAAAGGAAAGAAAGGAGAAAGCUUCAAAGCAAGUCAAGCAAGUGUAGUACCACAAACCAACUGGAAACAAUGUGUGUGAAAACCAAGAAGCGGUACUAAUGUCGGAAAGAUUAAGGUACAUAGAAUAAGAAUCAUAACACACUCCUGAGAAAAUUCAUUCCUUUUUGAAUUAAAAUAUUUCAAAGAAGAACGUCUCCCCUUUCACUCACCGUUUCCCAAUGCAUUACAUAAAUAACUAAUUAGUUACAUUUCCCUAUAAUUGUUCUUUUUAAACGAAAAAAAAAAAAAAAAACAUCGUGGGUGAUAACCUGAUUUCUGGCCGUAUGGAUAAGGACAACAAAAAUUGAAGCUAUUUCAGGGUUUUUAAACAUUAUAAAGUAAUCUUGACUGCAGCUGUUAGUAUCAAUCAUUACACACAGUUGCUCGCCCUAUUACAUAUAUGUUUGAUUUGUUUGAUUUUAUUCCAGGACUGUGCCUUUAACAAACUGCAGUCUGAUUCAGCGCUCAGAGUCUCAUUCCAGGGAAAUAUGAGGGUCUAUGGUGAUUUUAAGUGUAACCGAUGGUAUUUCAAGUUCAAUGGAAAUGAAUGCAGUGGACCAACGACGAUUGACGCUGCUGUUUACAACUGGUCAUCUGGGACCCCAGAUCUGAUGCAUCAUCGGUCAUUUGAGGGUUACUGUGAAAACAUCCCACAAGGCGCUGUUAGAGUGGAAUUAUGGGUAGGAAAAUGUAGUGGCUUGACCUUGGGUAGUGCUUACACUGGGGAGAAUUCAAUGUCCCGGAUAAUGAUCGAAGAAGUAUCUAGGCCACAGUCCUAA